AUGCGAACAUUUCAAUUUCAGAGACAGGUAUCAAAAACGUUUACUGACUCAGAGAAACGAAGCAAAAAUGUAGAAAUUGACAGAAAACAGAAAUCUAAAUCUGAAGGUUGUCCUGUUCUGUAUGAAGAGAAAUGGUAUGCGAUCAGUAGUUUGCCACGGCUUUGUUACCACCAUCACCUAGUCAGUAACAUUGCAGAAAAGAUCAGAGCCCUUAGAUCAACCGAGGAAACCCGUGCACUCUUAGGUGUCAAAAGAGUUCGAAUUUACCUAGCCGGAGAAAUUACAACAGAAGCAGAGAUUUUAAUUACUUCUUCAAAAGGUUCUGUUUUAUAUCUUUUUUGCAGGAUUGUCUCCGAUGUUGCAUACGUACCAUCAAAAGAUUGAUUGUUUAACUCCCUUUUGAG
This is a messenger RNA of Saccostrea cuccullata (small rock oyster), 404 nucleotides long. RefSeq lists its product as uncharacterized. The transcript is spliced from 3 exons. Lineage: Eukaryota; Metazoa; Mollusca; Bivalvia; Ostreida; Ostreidae. The record is from RefSeq and is a predicted model, not a curated record. Bases 1 to 384 code for a protein of 127 amino acids.